Molecule: messenger RNA, 1113 nt
Organism: Lasiodiplodia theobromae
Lineage: Eukaryota; Fungi; Ascomycota; Dothideomycetes; Botryosphaeriales; Botryosphaeriaceae
Product: Transmembrane protein
Exons: 6
Coding region: 1-1113 (370 amino acids)
Source: RefSeq, a predicted model, not a curated record
AUGUACGAAAUCGGGUUCAACGAUGUGCCCUGGUUCCCGAACCGUGCAGUGCAGGUUGGCUUCACGGUCGGGUAUCUGGUAACAAUGCCACUCAUCAGCCUCAUGCUCUUCUCGCGAUUUCCCCUCAUCAGAACACUUCGCGAAAUCUACGGAUGGAAAUUACAGUACACCAGAGUGACAAUCCUCAUCGCUCUGUUUGCGAGCUGGUGCUACAUCUUCGUUGGCGGCCUGCUAAAUCUCGGAAUCGGUCUUAGCCAGAGUCUCAAGGAGUGCUCGACAGGACUCUUCCUCUGCACAUGGUUCUAUACCACUACAAAGUUGGGCGUGUACCUAUUUUUGAUGGAGCGUGCCUUCGUCGUGCGCGGCGGUGGAGUUCGCCUUCAAUCAUGGCAUUACCGUUUCAACUUUUUCCUGAUGGGUUGUUGGCUCUGUGUCUUCGUUCUCCUUGAGACCGGCCGAAUCUACGCGCUCCGCGAAGACGGCGUUUGUACGUUCGGAUGGGAAUGGUGGGCACUCAUCCCACUCAUGUCUCUGGAUGUCUUCGUCAACAUCUAUCUGGUCGCCAUGUUCGUCAUUCCGCUCUUCCGGGACCAGUUCGUUAACCGCAAACUACGACGCCUCGCAAUCAAGUCCCUUUGGACCUCUGUUGGAUCUGUCAUCGCAACAAUGGUCAACCUUGUUAUGCUCAUCAUGAUCGAGGCACCUGGCUGGCUCUGCCUGGGGUCUUGCAGCAUCGACAUUUUCGCCAACGCCGUGCUGUUAUUCUACAUGACCAUGACCCAACGCAAGGAUGACAGAGAAGCGAAAUCGGCCUGGACGCUGAACGGCUUCCACAAAGUCAGCCGCCGAGCCUCAUCAUCGCGGAUGACAUCAUCACAAGAUACAGGGCCGCAAGAGCCGGCGAAAGAUCAGUGGUCAUCAAAUAUCGAGGCUCAGAACGAGCUCAUCGAGUACGAGCUCAACGGCACAAUGCCGGAGAAUCCGCAGAUCAGAAACGCCGUCGAGGCCAUCCAGGUGCCGAUGAAGACGGCAAGCCUUGGCGACAACAAUAGCGACAGGGCUAUCCUCCCACAUUCGAAUUCCAGGGAGACGCGCACCGUUAACUUUCCAUGA